Messenger RNA from Guillardia theta CCMP2712, 660 nucleotides. RefSeq names its product SGNH_hydrolase superfamily. The transcript has 5 exons. Bases 1 to 660 code for a protein of 219 amino acids. Lineage: Eukaryota; Cryptophyceae; Pyrenomonadales; Geminigeraceae. The record is from RefSeq and is a predicted model, not a curated record.
AUGAAGUCCCUUCAUUUCCUUCUCCUCGCGUGUGUCGGGCUCAGUAUGGCAGCGUCAGAUGAUGAAACGAAGCUGAUUGGUAGGAGACCGAAGAUCAUUUUGUUUGGCGACAGCAUAACCCAGCAGUCUACUGGCGCUUGGGGCUGGGCGACCUUGCUGGCGGACUUGUACACAAGAAAAGCGGAUGUGGUAGUGAGGGGGUUCAACGGAUACACGACCAACAUAGCGAGGACAAUCAUAGAGCAAGCUGCAGAUAUCAAGGCAGACGGAAAUUCAACACUGCUGACGAUUUUCUUCGGCGCAAACGAUGCUUGUGAACCCGGUCAUGACAUGCAUGUUGAGUUGGACGACUACGGUCAAAAUUUGCGGAGCAUUGUCAACAAAUGCGAGCAAAAGCUUCCAGGGAUCACCAUUGUGAUCAUCUCUCCUCCUCCCAUCGACGACGAUAAGAUCGCGGAUCGAUCAUAUUUCAAUCAGAUUCUCCUGGUCCUGACGAAACAUGCGCAUUCCUAUGAGUUCUUCUUACAUCCAAGACAGACGGGCUGCACCUCUCCCGUGAAGGCGUUGGAGCCCUUCAAACAUGCCGGACCACUUCCCAAACUUCGACUCUUUCUUCGGGAUGGAUACUUUGGUGCUUCGAAAGGUUUGCGAAUGGCCUGA